AUGGGCUCAGUAACAAUAACCACGCCGCUCGAUGAGCAACUCUCCAUCCUCUAUGUCGACUGUUUCGACUCUUUCACAAACAACAUCAUUGGUCUUCUCGAGGAGCGUCUAGGCGCAAAUGUCAUCAUGGUUCGCAUCGAUGACAAGCAGGCUGACAAGGACCUUAACACACUACUUCGGGCCGUAGAUGGCGUUGUCAUCGGGCCCGGGCCCGGUCAUCCUGGGAACCCCCAAGAUGUCGGCUUCAUCAACAAGCUCUGGGCUCUCAGCGACUCGGAACUCCUUCCUAUCUUCGGCAUCUGCCUCGGCUUCCAGUCUCUGUGCCUCAACCAUGGUGCCGAUGUCAAGAAACUCAAGAGCCCCCGCCAUGGCAUUGUCAGCCGAUCUACGCACCAGAGCACCGAUAUUCUCAAGGGACUCGGCGAUCUCGAUUGCACCCAAUAUCACUCGCUUCAUGCCGACCUCGAGCUGACGGGAGCUCCCGCAACCCACUUUUGGCAGCCAAACGAUGUGUGCCCUGACCUGUUGCCUCUGGCAUGGGAUCUCAGUGAUGAGAAUAACGGCCCCGUCUUGAUGGCUGUGCGCCAUGCUACCAAGCCGUUCUGGGGGUGUCAGUUUCAUCCCGAAUCCAUCUGCACCUCAGAAGCCGGCAAGGACAUGCUCGUGAACUGGUGGAGGCAUGCUCUCCGGUGGUCGGCCAACAAUGGCCGGGUUCAGACCGAGAAGCUCACGGGUCGUUAUCUUCCCAACUCGUUAUCCCGUCCCUUCGUCGACGCGCCUGUUCAGUCCCAUAACCUGAAAGCUUCACACCUCGCUCAAGAACUGCGCUCGGCCGCCGGCCGUGAUGACAUAUUUCUCCGUUGGGCCAAAUACCCGGCUCAGGGUGUGACCCCUACUGUUCUUCUAGAGAAGCUCGGUCACCGAGAUGACGAGGUCAUUCUUCUGGACUCUCAAGGACACAACAUGGGUCGUUUCGACAUUCUUGGUCUCUCCGUCCCUGGUAAGACCACGAACGUGACCUACAGUUCGUACGACCGCACGCUCAAAUAUGGCAAUUACACCAAGAACAUCGAUUCGAUCGAUGAGUGCUGGCCGCUCUUCCAGGAGGCUCUCGAUCUUUAUUAUCCCCAGAACCAGGAGAUCGAUCGGUCCAAGCUCCGUUCGGAUAUGGAUAGGUUCAUUGCCGGUCACCUGCCCGCCGACAGCCCCUUCUGGGGCGGUUUCAUGGGGUACAUCUCGUACGAGGCCGGGCUUGAGACCAUCAAUGUCAAGCUUCCUGAAAAGGCCACCGAUGGCUCAGCUAUCCCCGACAUCAACUUUGCUUUCAUCCACCGCAGCAUCGUUAUCGAUCACCAUACCAACCAGAUCUACGUCCAAUCACUUCUUCCCAACGACUGGACCUGGAUUCUCCGCGUCGGCAGCCUCAUCGACUCCGUUUCUGCUGCCUCCAACAAACUGACAUGUCCCAGCUCAGAGUCUCGUCUCCUCGAGGACACUCUCGCCCGCUCCACCAUCACCCGCCCAACCGGUGAUUCCUACCGCGCCCAAGUCCGAGAUUGCCAAGACCAUCUCCGAUCCGGCGACUCCUACGAGCUCUGCCUGACAGACGAGAGCUCCAUCGUCAUCCCCUCUGGCCCAUCCUCCUCCUCCUCCUCCUCCUCCUCCAAUGACUCGUCCCUUGACGCCUGGUCCCUCUACAAGAAGAUGCGCCUCAACAACCCAGCCCCGCACGGUGCCUACCUAAACCUGCCCGACGUAUCCAUCGUCGGCACCAGCCCCGAGCGUUUCCUGUCUUGGUCGCGCGGCGGCCACUGCCAGUUCCGGCCCAUCAAAGGCACUGUGAAGAAGGGUCCCGGGAUGACCCACUCCAUCGCCAGCGAGAUCCUCAACAGCAGCAAGGAGCGCGCCGAGAACCUCAUGAUCGUCGACCUCAUCCGCCACGACUUGUCAGGCGUCGUCGGCGCAGACAACACGUGGGUUUCGAAACUGAUGGUCAUGGAGGAGUACGAAAAGGUGUACCAGCUGGUGUCCGUCAUCGAGGGGCAGCUGCCGCCCGCCGAACUACCCGGUGCCCCCAGGGGUCUGCAUGUGCUCAAGAACUCGCUGCCGCCGGGGUCGAUGACGGGUGCGCCCAAGAAGAGGUCGUGCGAAAUCCUGGUCGACUUGGAGAAGAGGCCGAGGGGCAUCUAUGCGGGCGUGUUGGGGUAUAUGGAUGUUGGUGGCGCGGGUGACUUUUCGGUGGUUAUCAGGACGUUGGUGAGGAAUAAGCUGGAGGAACAGGAAGUGUGGAGGAUUGGUGCCGGUGGGGCGGUUACUAUUCAGAGUACGGAUGAGGCGGAGUUUGAGGAGAUGGAAAUCAAGGCGGGGAGUGUGUUGGAGUCGAUGAUGAGGUGA
Molecule: messenger RNA, 2394 nt
Organism: Sordaria macrospora k-hell
Lineage: Eukaryota; Fungi; Ascomycota; Sordariomycetes; Sordariales; Sordariaceae
Biological process (GO): 4-aminobenzoate biosynthetic process
Cellular component (GO): cytoplasm
Molecular function (GO): aminodeoxychorismate synthase activity
Source: RefSeq, a predicted model, not a curated record